AUGUCAUCUAAUACUCGCAACAUCAAUACUAGCAAGGUCGCUCAAUCCAAGUCCACUAAGAAUGGCCGCCAAGCACAACCCAAGCGUUCAUUGUCAGGAAAUUGCCAAACGUGCGGUGGCUCGAUGAAUCAAUACUGGUGUCAACCCUGCGAAUCGAAAAAAUUUAUGGAUAACUUUAAGAAUUGGACCUCGGGCAGUGAAGCGGUUGAUAACUUUAUUCAUGAUAUACAAACGAAAGCGAAAACACGCUUUGAAGUGUUGGAUUGGAUUCCCUACGAUAGAUUGAGUGAUGUAAAACCGAUGGCGAAAGGGGGAUUUGGAAGUAUAUGUAUUGCUGAAUGGUUAGACGGACCUAGAUGGACUGUGAAUAAAGGGAAGCUGGUUAGAGAUGGAAAGACUGAUGUUGUAAUAAAAGUUCUAGAUACAAUGCUGGAAUGCGGCUCUCCUAAAUUCUUUGAAGAAGUAAGUAUUGCCGCAGUUCGUACAACAUACGCGUUACGACCAAUAAUAUCUAAAUUUUUUCAGCUGAAAGCAUGUCUUCAAUGCAGUUUUAGCGGAGCCAUACUUCGGUGUUAUGGUAUCACCCGCGUUCCAUCUUCUGAGAAAUUUGCAAUGGUAAUGGCAUACUGCAACGAUGGGGAUUUACAUCAAAUUCUUCGCCGAUCAUCCGACACCGUCACAUGGGCUUUCUGUCUAAGGACACUCUGGCAAAUUGCAUACGGCCUGGAGGAGAUUCACAAGCAUAAUCUAGUGCAUGGUGACUUUCAUUCCGGUAAUGUAUUUGUCGUGGCCGAAGGAGCUAUAAUUGGCGAUCUGGGAUUAUGCCGUCUAGUCGAGGAUGAAUCGUCGGAGGGGUUCUUUGGUGUAUUGCCUUAUGUUGCUCCCGAGAAUUUGAGGGGAAGGCCGUACUCGUGUAAAUCGGAUGUCUACAGUUUUGGGAUGAUUAUGUGGGAAAUGACUACCCGUGAGCGACCGUUCCAAAAACGUGCACAUGAUGUUCGGCUUGCGUUGGACAUAUGUGGUGGGUUGCGUCCGGAAAUCACUGCUGAUACUCCAGACUGUUAUAAAGAGUUAAUGAUGAGAUGCUGGGAUGAAGACCCAGACAGGCGGCCAACAGCUAGCGAAGUAACGUCUAUUUUUUUUGGGUGGCACUUUGAGAAAAAGAAUCUUCAAGAGUUUAUUACUGCCGAAAUAUUAAGAAAACAAAUGAAAGACCGGAAUGUUGAGGCAGAAUUUCAUUCUCAGGCCGUUUAUACGAGUCGAUUACUUGAAUUUCCCGAGGUGAUGGCAGAUAAUGAAACCGGAGGCGAAUCUGAUUACAAAACGCGUCAACUAGAACUUACAAUAUAA
This is a messenger RNA of Paraglomus brasilianum, 1350 nucleotides long. Lineage: Eukaryota; Fungi; Glomeromycota; Glomeromycetes; Paraglomerales; Paraglomeraceae. The record is from the annotation of a GenBank genome assembly.